This is a messenger RNA of Leptosomus discolor (cuckoo roller), 1062 nucleotides long. The record is from RefSeq and is a predicted model, not a curated record. NCBI's taxonomy places the organism in Eukaryota, Metazoa, Chordata, Aves, Leptosomiformes, Leptosomidae.
AUGGUGCUGAAAAAGGAGCUGCUAAACAGGGAAAUUCAGCACUGUGGGAACAGGCAAUAUGGUUACCUCUUGGGUAAAAUGAGCACAAAAUCAGCAUCAGAACCCCCGCUAGCUCCUUCUGUUUCUGAAGGAGAGGAUGAAGGUGGUGAAGAGGAAGAUAAUGACGAACCUCCCUCUGUUAUCGCACUGUGGCCUGAACAUACAAAAUCAAUCUACACAUGCUCUGUAAUUGAACCUGCUGCUGCACCAGCACCAGCUAAAGGAGCCACCACUCGCCAGCCUGAAAACUCAAACACUUUGUACAGAGACAUGUACCGGCAGCAAAAGAUACCUAAAAUGACAGAUGAGGAGAUCCUAGAGAAACUGAGGAGCACUGUGAGCAUGGGAGAUCCUAAGAAGAAAUACACUCGAUUUGAAAAAGUUGGGCAAGGGGCAUCUGGAACUGUCUAUACAGCACUUGACAUCACCAUGGGACAAGAGGUAGGUGUCAACAGCCCCAGCAGAUUUUGCAGUGUUGUUGGUCCCAAGCUGGUACCAUAUUACAUCAUCCCUGACUGGUGCCUGCAAGCCCUGGAUUUCCUUCAUUCAAAGCAAGUGAUUCACAGGGACAUCAGAAGUGACAACAUUCUUCUUGGAAUGGAUGGGUCUGUCAAAUUGGCUGAUUUUGGCAUCUGUCGGAUCACCCCUGAGUAGUGUAAACAGAGCACAAUGGUCGGGUCUCCAUAUUGGAUGGCACCAGAAGUGGUGACAAGAAAAGCAUACAUCCCCAAAGUGGACAUCUGGUCGCUUGGAGUCAUGGCAAUAGAGAUGGUGGAAGGACAACCUCCUUACCUUGAUGAAGAUGCUCUCAGGGUGACGUAUCUGAUAGCGACAAAUGGGACACCAGAGCUGCAGAACACCAAGCAACUGUCCGCUGAGUUUCGGGCCUUUUUGAACUGCAGCCUGGAGAGGGAUGUGGACAGGCAAGGGUCUGCCAAGGAACUUCUACAGCAUCCAUUUUUAAAGAAAGCCCAGCCUCUGUCUAGCCUGACUCCUCUGAUCAUUGCAGCAAAGGAAGAUUAA